Messenger RNA from Eimeria tenella, 310 nucleotides. RefSeq lists its product as uncharacterized. The transcript has a single exon. Lineage: Eukaryota; Apicomplexa; Conoidasida; Eucoccidiorida; Eimeriidae. The annotation marks the transcript as partial. The record is from RefSeq and is a predicted model, not a curated record.
AUGGUCACUUGCCAAGGCUGCGGGGAGACCACCUCUCUCCGGCUGUGCUGCCCCAGCUGCACAGAGGCCGGCCGCACUUCCUUUUUCUGCUCCCAAGAUUGCUUCAGGGCCUCGUGGGCCUCGCACAGCAAAUUGCAUGCAGUGCUGCAGCGCGGCGCAGCAGCAACGGGAGCAGCAGCAGCUGCAGCAGGGACCCCAGGCGCAGCAGCAAGGGAGGACCAACUCAGCGACACAUACACAGACAGCACAGCAGCCAGCCACAGGAGGGACGGAGCAGGCAGCCCUGCAGACGAGCCCGACAGCAGCAGCA